This is a messenger RNA of Cylicostephanus goldi, 231 nucleotides long. The record is from the annotation of a GenBank genome assembly. Lineage: Eukaryota; Metazoa; Nematoda; Chromadorea; Rhabditida; Strongylidae.
AUGCUUGUGUUGGUGUUUUCAGUUAUACGCAUGGACCGUGAAGCAGUCAUUCAUUUCAUUGGUGGUGCCGUGGGAGGAACUGCAGGUACUUGUCUGACAUGCCCAUUAGAAGUUGUGAAAACUAGGAUGCAGUCUAGGCAGGGUAUCAAUCCCGUUGGACCAAGCACGAGUCAAGCUGGUGGGUUUCAGUUUUUCAAAGACAAAUGGUUUGCUCGCUAUACGUUCCUCUGA